AGUGUUGGAGAAGUUAACAAUUCACAUAUGAUGUCAGAAGAAAUUGGGUUUGCCCAGACAAACAUGCAACAGGAGCAAAUCAGAAAACGUCCAGGAGGUAAGCGACACAAGUGUGAAGUCUGUGGUAAGGAUUUCCCGCGGCCUAGUACCCUCCAGACACAUCUCAGGACACAUACAGGAGAGAAACCAUACAAGUGUGGUGAUUGUGGUAAGGAGUUUUAUGUCUUGUAUGGACUUCAAAAACACUUGCAGAUGCAUACAGGAGAGAAGCCGUACAAGUGUGGUAUCUGUGGUAAGGGAUUUAUUCAGUCCGAUACUCUAGAAGGACACUUCAGGCUACAUACAGGAGAAAAGCCUUAUGAGUGCUAUGUAUGUGGUAAGGCCUAUAUUCGGACAAGUACCCUAAAGGUACACCUCAGAACACAUUCAGAACAGAGACGACACAAGUGUGAAUUCUGUGGUAAGGGGUUUAAUGAAGCAACUUCACUUAAAAUGCACAAUAGGAUACAUACAGGAGAGAAGCCUCACAAGUGUGAUGUGUGUAAUAGGAGAUUUUGUCAGUUAGUUGCCCUACAGGGACAUCUCAGGACACAUACAGGUGAGAAACCAUACAUGUGUGAUGUAUGUGGUAAUGGGUUUGUUUGGUCAGGUGAUCUACAGAAACACAUGAGAACACAUACAGGAGAGCGGCCUUACAUGUGUGAUGUGUGUGGCAAAAAAUUUAAACAAUCAAGUGGCUUACACAAACACAUGAGAAUGCAUACAGGAGAGUGUGCAUACAUGUGCGAUGUCUAUGGUUAAGGAUUUAAUAAGGAAAAUAAGGUGAAUGUAUUCUACACUUUACAUACGAAAGGGAAGCCUUACAAGUGUGAUAUCUGUGGAAAAGUGUCUAGAUGGCAACAUCAUAUACAGAAACACAAGUGUACAUGUGAUGAUUAAUAAUACAUGUAUUAAUAUAUAGGUUGUAAGGUUCUACAUUCUACAUCCUAGCUGAAUAAAUUCAUUUAAAAGUGUAAGUGCACCUGUUUAAAGUGUUUAAAGGUAAGUAGGUUUAUGAUAUGGUAUCUAGACCACAGUCAAUCUGGCUCAGGGAAACUUGUGGGACGAUGAUUUGUUGUUGCAAUAUCCCUUACUUAUGGGGUAAUUGCCGUUGUAGUUCUGAUACUUUUGAGGUGAUUUAUCAUUGUACGUUCGUUAUUUGUGAGGUAAAUUGUUUCAGCUUGCUAGGUGGAUACCAUAAUUUGAAUAUCCCUAUAGUGGUGAAUUAAGUGAAAGUUCAGUCCAGCCAAUUAAUAAGUGACCAUUUAUUCGUGAGUCAGAUGCUUCAAUCAUCUCGGAGAUAUCAAAGGAAAACUGCCAAUGGGCAUGCAAGAUUAUACAAUGACACAGCAUCAGUUGUCUGUCUGUGGUCUGACAUCAACUUCUACAUAUGAAAUGAAUUCUCCUUAUAAAUAACCAAGAGGACCUGGACACUGAUAUUUGACCCAUAACAUGCUGAGAUGAAGGGCCACCAAGGUUGUUCAAGCAAAUGGCCUUGACCCACAGAAAUUACUUAAUUGCAGAUGAGCUUUUUUGACUAACACAGAAUGAGUGUACGUUACUCAAUUAAAGAUCUAGACAUGUGUACAAUCAAAAACUGAAAUGCCAUUGCAUGUUGUUAUUGAUCAGAUAUAUGUCCAGUAAGAUAGGAACAAGGUGUUGAAAUGUAUGUCUGAGUGUUCGUGUUUAAUGAUCAAUAAAUAUC
Ylistrum balloti is the source of this 1744-nucleotide messenger RNA. Its product is annotated as zinc finger protein 239-like. The transcript has 2 exons. The record is from RefSeq and is a predicted model, not a curated record. Bases 28 to 801 code for a protein of 257 amino acids. Lineage: Eukaryota; Metazoa; Mollusca; Bivalvia; Pectinida; Pectinidae. Gene Ontology annotation, biological process: regulation of immune system process; negative regulation of transcription by RNA polymerase II; regulation of cytokine production.